Messenger RNA from Stegastes partitus (bicolor damselfish), 3567 nucleotides. Its product is annotated as alpha-2-macroglobulin-like. The transcript is spliced from 27 exons. NCBI's taxonomy places the organism in Eukaryota, Metazoa, Chordata, Actinopteri, Pomacentridae. Gene Ontology annotation, cellular component: extracellular region. Bases 5 to 3328 code for a protein of 1107 amino acids. The record is from RefSeq and is a predicted model, not a curated record. Gene Ontology annotation, molecular function: endopeptidase inhibitor activity.
AAUCAUGGCUCGUCCCAGGAUUCAGAUGUGGACAUGGACGCUGUGCGCCUUGUGGGUGUGUGUGAGCCAAGCGCUGACUGGACCGCAAUACAUGGUGACGUUUCCUGCAGUUCUUGAGGCUGAAUCUGAGACCAAACUGUGUGCAAGCCUCAUGCAGCCCAAUGAGACUCUGCACAUGACCGUCACUUUGAUGUCCAAUCAUCUGAACAAGACUCUACUCCAGCGGACAGCCAAAGAAGACUUUCAUGAUUGCGUUCACUUUAUGACUCCUGCAGUGGCCAAUGAAGAGCUGCAGAAUGUGGAGGUGAAGGUACAAGGCAACACAUUUUACUCAAGAGAAUCCAAGAAAGUCCUGAUCAAGGCCCAUAGACCAAUGUCGUUUGUCCAAACGGAUAAACCAAUUUACCUUCCAGGACAAAAAGGUAAACAUGAUCCUAACAACAACAGGGUUGGACAGUGGCUCAAUGAAACAUCUAAUGGUAAAGUACUGGUGCGUGCUUACCACUUAAACUCUGAGGCCCGUGAAGGUACCUACAAAGUCAUUGUGUCCAUUGGUGAAGAUAAAAUAGAGCACUCGUUCACAGUGGAGAAGUAUGUUUUGCCUAAAUUUGAAGCAACAUUAAAUGUAAGUGAGGAAGUGAGUAUUGGGAGCCAAGAAAUCUCUGCUACAGUAUGUGCAAAGUACACAUAUGGACAGCCUGUGCCAGGAUCUGCUACAGUUAAGAUGUGCCGACCUCUUUAUCGCUAUCUUUAUGGUUCUGACCUCGAGGAUGAAGAAUUAACUCCCCCCUGCACCACAGAGAUAAAGCAGAUAUUUGGCUUGUUGCCUGUCAAGAAGGCAACCUAUAUCCCGUAUCAGGUUGAAGAUUCCACAGAAUGCCUGCAUGUGAGACCAAAAAGAUCCAUCAUGCCUUAUCCUGGUCGGGACAUAGACGAUGCUCACACAGUUCUCAAGAAUGUGGGACUGAAGAUGGCAACAAACUUGUUGAUCCAAAUACCUACAUGCCUCCAGUACAGAGGAAGAGAAUACCAUCAUAACCAAUAUGGUAUUCAUUACAGGUACAAUACUUAUCCAAUGGCUGGAAUGGACACAGUGCGUCUUGCGAUGGCUCCUGCUGGUCCUGCUGGUCCUGUUGGUAUGGGAUAUGGCAAAACUGCUUCUCAAGAUGAUCCUUCACCGAUACAGACAGUCCGCACUUUCUUUCCGGAGACUUGGAUUUGGGACCUGGUGGACGUUGGAUCAUCUGGAACAAAGAACGUGUCCCUCACCGUCCCAGACACCAUCACCACCUGGGAGACGGAGACUUUCUGUUUGUCCCAUGAGGGUUUUGGUUUGGCUCCUCGUAAAGAAGUCACCGUCUUCCAGCCCUUCUUCCUGGAUCUCACGCUGCCCUACUCCAUCGUCCGGGGGGAGGAGUUUGAACUGAAAGCAACCGUCUUCAACUACCAGUCAAGCUGCAUCAUGAUCCAAGUCACUCCAGCACUCUCCUCAGAUUACACCCUCACCCCUCUCUCUGGAAACCAAUACACAUCCUGCCUGUGUGGCAAUGAGCGCAAGACCCUCAGCUGGACCAUGAACCCCACAGCCUUAGGGGUUGUGAAUGUGACUGCUACUGCUGAGGCUGUGACAUCUGCCGUUUCUUGCAACAAUGAGGUUGUGCAGGUGCCAGACAGAGGUCGCAUCGACAAGGUCACUAAAUCUCUCAUAGUAAAGGCUGAGGGAGUUGAGAAGACGGACACGCAUAACUGGCUGCUCUGUCCCAAAGGAGCCACUUUGAAAGAAGAAACAGAGCUACAACUCCCUGCAGAUGUGAUUGAAGGAUCUGCCCGCGCUGUAGUAUCAGUCCUGGGUGACAUCCUCGGCCGGGCCUUGAAGAACCUGGAUGGUCUUCUGAGGAUGCCUUAUGGAUGUGGAGAACAGAACAUGGCGCUCCUGGCCCCCAACAUCUACAUCCUCCAGUAUCUAAAAAACACAGAGCAGCUGACUCCAGCCAUUAAAGAGAAGGCUUUCAACUUCCUGUCCAGUGGGUACCAGAGACAGCUGAACUACAAACAUCAGGAUGGGGCAUUCAGUACAUUUGGUGCAGGAACAGGAAACACUUGGCUGACUGCUUUUGUGUUGAGAUCUUUUGCCAAAGCGAAGUCCUUCAUCUACAUCGAUCCCAAAAAGAUUAAAGAGUCCAGGACGUGGCUGGAAGCAAAGCAACGAGAAAAUGGGUGUUUCCAACAGUCAGGAAAACUCUUCAACAACAGAAUGAAGGGCGGUGUGUCUGAUGAGGUGACUCUCACCGCAUACAUCACUGCUGCCUUCUUGGAGAUGAAUGUGUCUGCUAAGAAUCCUGUGGUGAAGCAGAGCCUGUCGUGCCUCAAGGAGUCCGUCAGUGACUUCAGCAACACCUACACCACAGCUCUGAUGGCGUACGUCUUCUCUCUGGCGGGAGACAUGGAGACCCGUGCUCUCCUUCUGAAUCACCUCGACACAGUUGCAAUAAAAAGAGGGGGUUUCUUCCACUGGUCCCACAAAUCAGCAGAAACAGCCUCUCUGUCUGUGGAGAUCACCUCCUAUGUGCUGAUGGCCAAACUCAGUGCCUCUCCGUCUAUCGACGAACUGGGAUAUGCCUCCAGCAUCGUGAGGUGGCUGACGAGGCAGCAGAACUAUUACGGAGGCUUCUCCUCCACUCAGGACACGGUAGUGGCUCUUCAGGCUCUGGCUCUCUAUGCCACUCUGGUGUACAGUCCUCAGGGUUCAAGCACAGUGAAAGUCCAGGCUCCGAGUGAACAGCUGACAUUUAAUGUGAAUCAGGACAACAAACUGCUCUACCAGGAGAGGAUCCUGCAGGACGUGACGGGAAAGUUCAGCCUGGAGGUGCAGGGCACUGCAUGCACUUCAGUGCAGAUUACUCAACUCUACAAUGUCCCGCCUCCUGCUACAUCCAGCGCUUUCAGUUUGGAGAUUGUUGUAGAGGUGAACUCCACCAGGGGCACCAGACCAAAGGUUACUUUGAAGUUUAAGGUCCAAUACAAUGGAAAGGAAAGCAAUACAAACAUGGUGAUCCUGGAUAUCCAAAUACUCUCUGGAUUUGUCCCAGACUCAGAGUCCUUGAGGAGGCUCAAAGGUGCUGUGCUAGUGGAUCGUGUUGAAGAAAAGGAUGGUGGCGUUCAGGUGUACCUACAAGAGUUACCACAGGCCAUACCCAUCUUCUACACCUUGGAGCUCAGACAGGAGAUCCCAGUGCAGAACCUGAAGCCUGCUGUGGUCAAGAUCUAUGACUACUACCAACCAAGUGACCAUGCCGAGACAGACUACAUCUAUCAUGCUAAAGCUUGAGGAGAGAAGUGUGAUCAGUCCUGAUGACAUCGCUGAUUCCAGUGUCAUGUAAAAACCAGCAUUUAAUGAAGUACCGUUUGUGUACAUUACGUAUCUCAGUAACACACAAACAGUGUAACAUAUUUGGUUGUUAGCAUUCUGUCACAAUCCCCAUACAUCUGUGUAAUUACUAUUGGUGUCCAAUAUACACUUCAAGCAUAAUGGAGAAUAAAUAAAGUCAUCUGAAUGUCUCCUCAAAA